UCAUAACUUCAAUAUUGUUCCCAGGCGCGCCACUGCCAUUGUAGCCUAGAGCAAAUGACCUACCCUGGAUUACUUCAGCAAAUAUUCACCUAUAUAAAUGGACUGUACUGUAUGUAAAGAAUGCAAACUGUGUGCGUUACUGUGGAUAAUAGCAUCAGCCAAAUGGAAAAAGCAUUUUGUGCAAACAACGUAAAAGCACUUGAGCAAGACUGUACUUCAGUGUUUGUUUUUUACCACUGAAAACGAACAUUAUCAUCAUCAUGAUCAUCGCAGUUUAUUAACUCGUGUUAGAUGAUUACUCAUAACUGAUAUGUGCACUUAAAAAGUCAGUCUUGUUCCUUUUUUUCCAACAGUCUCCAGACCUGAGUUACCUGCACCUUCCCUAGCCGAGCAUGCGCAUUGGUCCGCCUGUCCCUUGCAGCAGUCCAAACCUGGAUCACCUUGCACCCAUUAUGGCUAAUAUAUUCCUGGAUCAUUAUCUUAACCCAAUUACCAAAGUGUCUGUGUUCCACUUUCACAGGACAUACACGCGCGCGCGCGCGCGCAGGCCUAUGCACACACUUGCAUACAAUUACGCUCGCCGUGGCGAAAAGACAGGGUACGUUCGGAUCCUGGUUCCUUAUCCGGGGACUCCCUCUAACGCCGCGAUUGGGCCGCUGCAUCACGUGGUUAAAGUAACUUUACAGGGUCGCUCGCUAGUAGGAGGGCUUUAUGGAGCAGAAAAACGACAAAGCUAGAAAAAUUAUUUUCCACUCCAGAAAUUAAUGAUCAUGAGCUCGUAUUUGAUGGACUCUAACUACAUCGAUCCGAAAUUUCCUCCAUGCGAGGAAUAUUCGCAAAAUAGCUACAUCCCAGACCACAGCCCCGAAUAUUACAGCCGCACGAGGGACAGCGGCUACCAGCAUCAUCACCAGGAGUUGUAUCCUCCGCGAGCGACAUACCAGGAGCGCCAAUAUAACUGUGCAAGCAUCCCCGAGCCUGACACCCAACGAGGGCAUGGGCUACCCCACUCUGGGCACCUGCUUGCGGGGAAAGGGCAGCCAGCGCCGUGUGAGCCCCCACCACUACCCACUUCCCCCUCCACCCCUUCGACCGCGUCCUCCACCUGCAACCAGGCUGCUCCGGAGCUUCCAAACAGCACAGCCUCCGCCAAGCAGCCCGUCGUGUACCCCUGGAUGAAGAAAAUUCACGUCAGCACCGUGAACCCCAAUUACAAUGGAGCGGAUCAAAAGCGGUCUCGGACUGCUUACACACGCCAGCAGGUCUUAGAAUUGGAGAAGGAAUUCCACUAUAACCGCUACCUAACUCGGCGAAGACGCAUCGAGAUCGCUCAUUCCUUGGUACUCUCCGAACGACAGAUCAAAAUUUGGUUUCAGAACCGCAGGAUGAAAUGGAAAAAAGACCAUAGGUUACCAAACACCAAAGUAAGAUCUUCAUCCAGCACGGGCGCCUCCACCGGGUCCAACACAACAUCAUCAGCCGGCGCUGUGGCGGCAACCGCGGCUGCAAACACCAUCGCAGCUUCCGAUGAACUCUCCCGGAUGUCUGGAGCCGAGCGUGGCGAGGAUAUUACAAGGUUAUAAGACAUAACUUUCAAGAGAAGGAGGGGGAAAGACUGGUUAUUUAUAGAAUAUAAUAUAUUUUGGUUCUUCGUAGAUUUCUUGUGCGUAAAGAAAGAAAGAAAAAGCAAACACAAACAAAAAGGUCUUCCUUUAAGUCCACAGUUAUAUAAAAUGCAUGUUAUAUAGCAUGGAUUAUCGCGAAUACCUAUGGAUUGUUUUUACGCUACACAGGGUUUAAUUUAUUGGACAUUGGAAAUAAGAGAAUGAUUUUUUGAGGAAAAAUGUUUCGGAUAAAGGAAAAAGAAUGGCGUUUUUCUCCAAAUGUUUUGUGGACUACUCGUUGGCCCACUCGCCUAGGUUAAAUGCACAAUUGUUUUAUUUAUUUAGCGAACCAGACUGAAGAGACAUUCCUUUUUUCUAUGUGAAAACGGCCAGAACAUAUCUGGGAAGGCACUGACCUUGAACGUUUUUGUUGAUCUGAAAUUAUAAAAAAAAAAUUGCUGUGAUUUAUUUGGCGUAACUGAAAAAUUAAUAUUUUAAAUUAAGAUUUAGUUUGUGGUGAUAACGUUGUGUUUUUAGGCUGAUUUAAGCAGAUCAAUGUGAAAUGCAAUAAAUGAAGUUUAGUGUAUUUGUGAUAAUCAUAGUGCUCAAUAAAACAGUGAGUGUCCAUUAGUUUUA
Molecule: messenger RNA, 2240 nt
Organism: Conger conger (European conger)
Lineage: Eukaryota; Metazoa; Chordata; Actinopteri; Anguilliformes; Congridae
Gene: hoxc4a
Product: homeobox C4a
Exons: 2
Coding region: 765-1583 (272 amino acids)
Biological process (GO): embryonic skeletal system morphogenesis; anterior/posterior pattern specification; regulation of transcription by RNA polymerase II
Cellular component (GO): nucleus
Molecular function (GO): DNA-binding transcription factor activity, RNA polymerase II-specific; RNA polymerase II cis-regulatory region sequence-specific DNA binding
Source: RefSeq, a predicted model, not a curated record